AUGACUGGCAGCUGGGCUCUGGUGGGCUGGCUGCUGCUGCUGCUGGGCCUCUCAGGUAAGGCCAGCCUUACAAGAACGCGAGGUUUCCUCCGUCGCCUCGCCCCCAGCCCUCUGCACACCCCGCGCCCUCAUCUCUCAGACGCCGCGCCCCCGUCCCUCUACUCGACGCCGCGCCCCCGUCCCUCCACCGCCGCGCCCCGGUCCCUCUGCUCCGCGGUGCCCAUCCUCGCUCUGCCGUCGCCGAAUCUGGACGAGAUCGGCAGGAUCUGCCGCAUCUCCCGUGACAUCCAACCGCAGCUGCUCGUCGGCCAUGCGGGGAGGACGAACGAGCUGCUCGUCGGCAUCCGUCCCACGGCCCCGCUAAAGAUGGCGCCCAACCCCCUCGACAGCGCAUGCCUCCUACUUGCCGCCCGGGUGCAAACGGCGACAACGAGUAGGCGGCAAGCAUACUACGCCAAGAAGCAAUACAGGGGCAUGAAGCAAGCGAGAAGGUGUGCACGGCGACCUGCUACUGCACUAAUAGUAGCCUUGACGGAGCACCGAGGCCGGCUCGACAGGGCAUGCCGCCUGUCGGUAGACAACUGGUUGUGUGUUGACGGAGAUGAACCCCUCGUCGUCGCCUCUAUCGCUGCUAGGGAUGAACCCUGCGUCUGUGCUGGUGAUGGCGCUCUCCAUCUACUUUCUCCACUGGCUAUAAGAGAGUAGAGACCACAUCGUGGAUGUGUUUUUCUUCAGAGAUGUGCCCCGUCGUUCUUCACUGUCGAAUUUGCAAUGCAAUCUGUCCCUAUGUUGGUGUCUUAACAACUUCGUCCUCCCACACAAUGAGAAGAAGAAAGCAGCGGCUGCAAUUUACCUAUUGAUUUCUUGGAGUGAUUCAAACCUAGGAAGUCUGCUACUUGUGCAAGCAACAUGGUAAGAAGUUUCUGUUUUCUUACUGAUGCACCUCAAUUUGGAAGGUUAGAACAAUGUCAGCUUGCUUUAUGUUGGUUUUCUAAUUUCUACAUAUUCCCUCAAGCAAAUAUAUUUAUCUAGGUAGUAUGGAAAGCAGGCAAAUUAUGUAACUAUUUUGGUGUAUUCAUGCUUUGCUAUGUUGGAUUGAGGAGAAAGAAUUAUUUUAUUGACCCAUCCUAUUUUUAUCUAUAAUGAUGAUCACUUUUUCCA
Aegilops tauschii subsp. strangulata is the source of this 1161-nucleotide messenger RNA. NCBI's taxonomy places the organism in Eukaryota, Viridiplantae, Streptophyta, Magnoliopsida, Poales, Poaceae. The record is from RefSeq and is a predicted model, not a curated record.